Helianthus annuus (common sunflower) is the source of this 2873-nucleotide messenger RNA. Its product is annotated as dynamin-related protein 3A. The record is from RefSeq and is a predicted model, not a curated record. Gene Ontology annotation, cellular component: microtubule; membrane; cytoplasm. Lineage: Eukaryota; Viridiplantae; Streptophyta; Magnoliopsida; Asterales; Asteraceae. Gene Ontology annotation, molecular function: microtubule binding; GTP binding; GTPase activity. The coding region runs from base 311 to 2566 and encodes 751 amino acids. The transcript is spliced from 20 exons.
GAAACUAACAUACUUUAAGAAUCGUUUCAAAUGCCCUAGUUGGUACCACUUGUUGAUCGUAUCACAUUCCUUAUUCGUUUUGUCGUUAACCCAUUGUGAUGUGAUGAGGACAAAAAUCCCUCAUUCAAUUAGCGGUCGUUGGGUUUCGCGGGACCUAUCCGGCGAUAAAUAACGGUCAUAACCACCACUCUCAACGGUUUAGUUCAUUCAACCCCUCCUCCAAGAAACCCUUGUUUCUUAAUCAACAAGCCACCCCAUAUACAUAUAUAAUCCCUCCAAAUAAAUCUAUCCGAUCCCCCGUAAACUUAUCAUGGAAAACAACCACCACUCGCCCAUACAACCUCCACUCGGUUCCACCGUGAUCCCACUAGUGAACAAGCUUCGACUUGUACUCGAAAAGGUCCAUGAUGGUGAUAGGGAAUUAGAGUUGCCGGAUUUGGCUUUUGUUGGCAGCCAAAGCAGCGGGAAGUCGAGUGUGUUAGAAGCGCUGGUCGGACGUGAUUUCUUGCCCAGGGGGGCGGAUAUAUGCACCCGUCGUCCCCUUCGGUUGCAGUUAGUACGGACCGAUGAUGAGGCUGCCGAAUACGGGGAGUUUCAACAUUGUCCGGGGAGGAAGUGGUUUGAUUUCUCUCGGAUUCGUGCAGAAAUUCAGGCUGAAACUGAGAGGGAAGCUGGAGAUAACAAAAGAGUUUCAAACAAAGAGAUUUGUCUUAAAAUCUAUUCAACCAGAGUUCUGGACAUGACAUUAGUUGAUCUUCCUGGAAUGACCAAAGUUCCGGUUGGUGACCAGCCGCCGGAUGUCGAGGCACAAAUCCGUAAAAUGAUAUUGUCUUACAUCAAGAAGCCACAUUGUCUGAUAGUAGCCGUUACUCCCGCAAAUUCAGAUAUAGCGAAUUCAGACGCACUUCACAUUGCAGGCAUUGCUGAUCCUGACGGUAAUCGGACUAUUGGCGUAAUUACAAAGCUGGAUAUCAUGGAUAGAGGUACGGAUGCUUGCGAUCUUUUGCUUGGAAAAAAAAUUCCUCUUCGACUUGGUUAUAUUGGUGUUGUCAAUCGCUGUCAAGAGGAUAUUGAGCUCAAUACGGGAAUACAAGAUGCACUUGCGUCUGAGGAGGCUUUCUUCCAGAGUCAUCCAGUAUAUAACGAUGUUUCAGAUUGCUGCGGCAUUCCUCAAUUGGCCAAGAAGCUGAAUCAGAUUUUUGUACAAUACAUCUUCAAAAGGCUUCCAGAUUUGAAGACUAGCGUCCGGUCAAAACUCGCAAUUGCUGCCAAGGAGCAUUCCUCUUAUGGGCACAUGCCACAAGAACGUGACCAAGGAUCAUUGGUUCUGAACAUUCUUCUGAACUACUCCAACGCUUUUGUGUCCCUGGUGGAUGGAAGAAACGAAGAACGCCUAACAUCUGAGCUGUACGGUGGUGCACGGAUUCAUUAUAUAUUUCAAUCAAUAUUUGUGAGCCGUUUGGAGGAGGUGGACCCGUUUGAGAGAUUAAGUGAUGAAGAAAUCCGUACAACAAUCUACAAUGCAACUGGUCCUAGCUCUGCGUUGUUCGUGCCCGAGGUUCCAUUUCAAGUUCUGGUCCGAAGGCAGAUAGCUCGAUUGUUGGAUCCUAGCCUUCAGUGUGCUAGACUUGUAUAUAAUGAAUUAGUAAAGAUGAGCAACAAUUGUCUCGUGCAUGAACUUCAACGAUUUCCUCUUCUCAAGACGCGCAUUAAUGAGAUUGUUGGGAGCUUUUUACUUGAAGGUCUUGAACCUUCGCAAACAAUGAUCGGGCACAUAGUUGAAAUGGAGACUGACUUUAUAAACACAUCACAUCCAAAAUUCAUCGGAGGAAAUAAAGCAGUGGAAGUUGCUUCAAAUCAACUCAGAACAUAUAGAUUAUCUUCACCUAGGACAAGGGACGGUGUAGAUUCGGAUGCAGUGUCGGUUUCUGGAAGCAAUCGCAUAUCUAAUGCUAUUGUAGCUAGAUCUCAUACCAAUGGAAUAGUUUCUGAUCAGGGAGUUCGAUCGGUUGCAGAUGUUGAAAAGAACGGAUCACCUGGAAGUGAGCGGGGUUCAAAUUGGAGCAUUUCAUCAUUUUUCCGUGCAAGGGAGGUUCACAACCCUUCGAUCAAUAUUUCCCGAAGCAACUCAGACCAUGCAACCCUGAACCAUAAGGAACAUGCUUCCUCUAUAAUACAUCUUAGAGAGCCGCCAUUAAUGUUGAAUUCAUCGGAUAUUCACUCGGAGCAUGAAGCCAUGGCAUCAACGGUUACCAAACUGUUGUUGGAAUCUUACUAUACCAUCGUACGGAAGAACAUCCAAGAUUCUGUCCCCAAAGCAAUCAUGCACUUUAUGGUGAACCGCACAAAGAGAGAGCUACGUAAUGUUUUAAUCGAGAGUCUGUACAGGGAGGGUCUCUUUCAGAAGCUGCUACAAGAAACCGAGGAGGUAUCUAUGAAGAGGAAGCAUGCUGAAGAAACUUUCAUAGCUCUUCAAGAGGCCUCGCGUCUCUUGGAUGAGUUACCAACAGAAGCUGCAACAGUCGAACGGGGUGUGUGGGAGGAUCAUAGCAAUUUCUCAAGUUAAUGGACUUUUUCUGUGCGCAUUUUUGAGCUACAAGAUUCAAUCAUCUAAUGGCUGUAUGGAUCAUUUAAAACAAAAUCGUACAUCAAGACCUAAGAUGGUAGACGAUCGACAAGUUGCACCACCGUGAAAUGCCUGAUAAACUUUGUUAAUGGAAAUGACAAGAUAGGCUUUGAGCUUGGCUACAUCAUGUAUUAAUUUUCGGUCAAUGGAUUAUGAAAAUAGGAAACUUGUGAGUGAUCACCAUAUGUAGACAUUCAAUUUACUUGUUUGUAAAAUAAAUCCAAUGCAAAUAAAUUUGAAUCCUAAA